Pomacea canaliculata is the source of this 1001-nucleotide messenger RNA. RefSeq lists its product as uncharacterized. Lineage: Eukaryota; Metazoa; Mollusca; Gastropoda; Architaenioglossa; Ampullariidae. Bases 93 to 557 code for a protein of 154 amino acids. The record is from RefSeq and is a predicted model, not a curated record. The transcript has 2 exons.
AAUGGUGGAUUUUAAAGGAAUCCUUUUCAUGUAUUUAUUGUAGCAUUCAUCCAUGUGAACCAGCUGGAGCGAUUGCCUCUUCAGCUGACGACAUGGCGAAGUGGUUAUCUUGGCAUCUGCGAGGAGGGGUAACUUCAGAUGGCAACAUCAUUAUCAACGGGACAACACUUGCAGACAUGUACAAGCCACAUGUCAUCUUGUCUGCAGAGACUUUAAACACUCAUUAUGUCUUCAAGCCACAGUUUCCACAUACCUACCUGACCUUUGGCUACGGCUAUGCUUGGACAACCUCUUCCUACAAGGGUUACUCGGUGGUUGGACAUGGAGGAAAAAUUCACAGUUACGCUUCCUACUUGCAUUUGUUAAGAGACCUUGACCUUGGUAUCUUCAUCAGCAACAAUGGUCCAGGUAAUCAGAACGCAUGGUUCACUUUAUACGAGAUCUUCUUCUACAUUGUGGACCUUUUACUACAAGAAAUGCCAUGGGUAAAUACUGCAAAUGCCUGUCAAUAUCCUGCACCAUGGCUGAAAACUAACAGGUCAGACACCUCCAAAUGAUGAAGUUAUUGUCCAUGGGUGCAUUAAAAACCCUAAAGAUUUCUUGGGAGUUUACAGGAACAGAUUAUUUGGAGAUAUUGUCAUAACUCAAAAUCAAAGCAGUGAAAUGUUUGUGGAAUAUGGCCAUAUAAAAGGCAAACUUCAUAAAACAAAUGACCGCCAUGUUCUGAUGAUGGAAUUCUAUGGUUCCUUGGAGUUUUUAUCAGAUUUAGGAAUGAGGUAUCUAAACAUGACCUUCACAAAGGCAGAUGAGAGUGGAAAGUACCAUGAACUUCUGCUCAGGUACCCUACACCACUUCCACCAGAUACUUCAAUUUAUUCACGAAUAGCAGAUUGUUUUGUUGUUUCAGCUUAGUGCACCAAUGGUAGUUCAGAAACAUCUUCUUAUUUACUUCUGGUUUGAUGGUUCAUUGUGUUUUGAUACAAAUCCUUGUAAUCAGAAGU